GCGAGGCGGCUCGGAGACACGGACCUCACCGUUCCGCGAAUAGCGCCUUUAAAGGCUUCCCGAACGGGGUCGGGCGAGCUGUGAACUACGUGGGCCCCGAGCUGAGCGAACCCCGACGGGACUUUCUCUCCUCUAGGAAGAAGUUGACCCGUCGCUUCAAGCCCUUGAAUCCCGCCAGGAGGAGAUCCUGAAACGCCUGUAUGAGCUGAAGAGCGCCGUCGAUGGGCUCUCAAAGAUGGUACAGACUCCUGAUGCUGACUUCGAUGUGACUCACGUCAUUCAAAAUGAUGAGUCUUCUCCUUUGACGACAAAUGGAGCGGAUUUAGAUUUGAUGCUUGGAAAGGAUUAUGGUGCCCUGAAAGAUAUCGUAAUCAAUGCAAAUCCUUCUGUGCCCCCAUUGUCCUUAUUAGUACUGCACAGCCUGCUCUGUGAGCGCUACAAGAUACUAUCAGCUGUUCACACACAUUCAUCAGUGAAAAGUGUGCCAGAAAAACUCCUGAAAUGCUUUGGGGAGCAGAUGAAGAAGCAGCCACGCCAUGAAUAUCAGUUGGGCUUCACUCUGAUAUGGAAGGAUGUUCCAAAACCUCAGAUGAAGUUCAGCAUUCAAACAAUGUGCCCAAUUGAAGGAGAAGGGAAUAUUGCUAGAUUCCUCUUUUCUCUUUUUGGCCAGAAGUACAAUGCAAUUACCUCAACUCUGAUUGACAGCUGGGUUGACACAGCCAUCUUCCAGCUUAAAGAAGGCAGCAGUAAAGAAAAAGGAGCAGUCUUGCGAUCCAUGAAUGCUGCCCUGGGCAAGACAUCGUGGCUGGUGGGAAAUGAACUCACCGUGGCAGAUAUUGUUGCAUGGUGUGUGCUUCAGCAGACAGGUAGUGCAAAUGCUGCACCAGCCAACGUGCAGAAAUGGAUGAAGUCCUGUGAGAACUUAGCACCUUUCAGCUCUGUUAUUAAGCUACUGAAAUAAGUCUGUACCUUUAUAUAAACAAGGUGAUUUUAACUUCCAUCCCACACCCAUUGUCGUGGUUUGAAUCCUUUGAGAGCUAUUCAGUUUCUGCAGUUGGAUAGAAUUCUAAAAUAAAAAACAUUACAGCUGC
Messenger RNA from Meleagris gallopavo (turkey), 1091 nucleotides. The record is from RefSeq and is a predicted model, not a curated record. NCBI's taxonomy places the organism in Eukaryota, Metazoa, Chordata, Aves, Galliformes, Phasianidae.